AUGAUUACAGAUGAUACAAGAUUGCGGAUAUUGCGACUUGUAAGAGAAGUAUUCGAGAUUCUGGGAGAAGAGUGGUUCUCUCCCAACUUGUCAUUGUUACUGCUGUUAGUACAUAUUGCAGUUGUGCAAGUGCGGAUGUGCCUCGACAAGCCUGACAAUAUAAAUUCGCAAAGUCUUGCUAUCUGCUACCAUAUAAUUGAGAUGGCUAUCCGUUGCGUAGAAGAAUCAUCUCUCUUGGACGAUUCUAUGGCUACUCGUUUGGCAACUGUUGUUCGCGAGGUGGCAUUCUAUUCGAUUGAAUACUGGGUAGAGGCGAAACAACAAGGUGAACAUCUGGAUGAUAAUGUGGAGCUCGUCUUGUACCGCUUUGUUUCGUGUCUUCUGGCCGUUGAUGGUGCUGAGAUGUUACCAGCUUCCCUCAUGGAACAGUGCUCAUCACUGCUUCUCGAUGUCUUCCAGAGAGAAAUAGCGAACGGCAAUCAUUCGGUUGCGCACUUGCUUUUACCUAAUCUCCAUGUUUUGCCCAAAUUGUCUGAGAAUGUGAUACUUUCACUUGUCGAACUUUUGAUUUCACGGUAUGCUGAUAGCCACUGGAAAGAUACCGAGGAUGAGGUUGCUUUGCCCUUGAAAGCCUGGACCUUGGCAAACGCACGAUUAAAGCUUGAGCAGACUAUACCAGAUUGUGAGCUUUCUAAACUCCUUGCAAAGUUAAUGAUCAUUCUGUCUGAGACAAACGAGCCAACCGAAGGUGUGCGACUGUCACAGCCACAGGUUGUUGCGUAUCUGGACGGAGAAUGCGCUGGUGAAGGACGGCUCUGCGUUGCAGAAAGUCAAGUGACAUGGAUAUGUCGCUCAUCUGGUUUGGGAUUCUCUUUGACCUAUCCAUCAAUUAUUCUUCAUGCCAUAUCAACUGAUCUCAGUACAUUUCCACAUGAGUGUAUAUACGUACUUGUUGAUGCAUCGAAAAGCGACCUGAAACUUGCUGAGGAAGAGCUAAAUCGCGACGAUGAUGCGUCCGAAGAUGAUGAGGAUGAAGGGAAAAAUGUUGUUAUACGAUUUGUUCCCUCUGAUCUUAAGUUGCAACAAGUAUAUACCGAGAUGUGCAAUUGUCAAGAGUUGAACCCUGACGAAAAUGACGACUUUUCAGACGAAGACGCUGAUGGAGAAAUGAUAGUAGGUGAAAGUGGUGAUUCCAUGAUUAAUGAAGAUGGAUGGUACACAGCUGAGAAUAUUGGAGAUGGUGAGCAUGUGGAACUCAGUGAAGAAGGACGAGCGAAUUUAAAUCGUAUUUUGAAUCGCUCUCGUAAUGGCUGCGGAGAUCACGAGGAUACCGAUGAAAAUGGAAUGGAUGAGCAGUAA
Molecule: messenger RNA, 1359 nt
Organism: Cooperia oncophora
Lineage: Eukaryota; Metazoa; Nematoda; Chromadorea; Rhabditida; Trichostrongylidae
Source: the annotation of a GenBank genome assembly